Messenger RNA from Aspergillus sclerotioniger CBS 115572, 1354 nucleotides. RefSeq names its product NAD(P)-dependent alcohol dehydrogenase. The transcript has 3 exons. The coding region runs from base 1 to 1113 and encodes 370 amino acids. Gene Ontology annotation, molecular function: zinc ion binding; oxidoreductase activity. The record is from RefSeq and is a predicted model, not a curated record. NCBI's taxonomy places the organism in Eukaryota, Fungi, Ascomycota, Eurotiomycetes, Eurotiales, Aspergillaceae.
AUGGCAGCGACCGCCACAGCAUUAGUUAUGAGAGAGGUCAAUGGCCCUCUCAGUAUGGAGAGUGUCCAGCUCGGUGAACUAAGAGCCGAUGAAGUGCUUGUCGACAUCUAUGCAACAGGGAUAUGCCACACGGAUAUAUCCUGCAUGAACGGACAACUUCCUGCCACUGCUCCAUGCGUAUUCGGGCACGAAGGAGCCGGUACCAUCGUGAAAACCGGAGCGAGUGUCACACAUCUCCACGCAAACGACAAAGUGUUAUUAAGCUACGCAUCUUGCGGGACCUGUGAUCAAUGCGUUAGCGGUCAUCCGGCUUACUGCUAUCAAUUUGUGCCGAGCAAUUUUGGCCAGCAAAGACCCGAUGGAAGCUUCACCUUAUCUUUUGAGAACGGAGAUCCCCUGCGAGGGAACUUCUUUGGACAAAGUUCAUUUGCCAGCUUAGCCGUUGUCCAUGUCUCAUGUGUCGUAAAGGUGGCACCCGAGUUGCCCCUGGAUCGAUUUGCACCAUUGGGUUGUGGAUUCCAAACCGGGGCUGGGGCUGUGAUAAACACACUUGAUGUGCAACCCGGAUCCAGCUUGGCGGUAUUUGGAGCUGGAUCGGUCGGCAUGAGUGCUAUUAUGGCCGGGAAAAUGCGCGGAGCGAAAUGUAUUAUUGCAGUGGACUUGAAUCAGGAACGUCUCGAGUUGGCGAAGAAGCUGGGAGCAACACAUACGAUCAUCGGGUCUGAUGAGGACAUCAUCCAGCAGAUCCAAACAAUUUAUCCACCGCUUGGGGUGCAGUAUGCAGUUGACUGCACCGGUGUUCCAGCGGUUGUCGAGAAGGCAAUCCAGGCACUUGGGGCAAGAGGAAAACUGGCCACUGUCGGUGCUCCAACCCCCGGGAAGACAGCCAAGGUGGAUAUAUUCGCACAGUUGGUCUUUGGUCGUCAAUAUGUAGGGUGUUGCGAGGGAGAUGGGCAGGCUGAGAAGUUCCUGCCCUACCUCAUUGAACAGCACUCCCUGGGGAACUAUCCAAUCGAGGAACUCAUUACGACCUAUCCGAUUGAUCAGUAUAACCAAGCAAUCACCGACAUGAAGAGUGGGAAGACGUUAAAGGCCGUGCUGUUAUGGAAGUAGACUACCUCCAUAGCACAAUGUUGCCUCGAAGAUUUCUACCUGAUGAUAGACAUGAUGAAUUUUGAUGAUCUGGAUGAUCCUGCGGAUGAAGGAAGAGAGGGAUUGAGAUCCCACAACAGGGAUCGGAAGAGGCACAAACCCCGGUCACCUGAUGCAUGUGGUAUCUCUGAACAUGGCCCCUUUUUCCUAGACAGCUCGAUCUAUUUUUUUUUUCUUUUUUUUUUGACUGCGGUUAUAGCGU